This is a messenger RNA of Aplysia californica (California sea hare), 275 nucleotides long. RefSeq names its product 15-hydroxyprostaglandin dehydrogenase [NAD(+)]. Gene Ontology annotation, molecular function: oxidoreductase activity, acting on the CH-OH group of donors, NAD or NADP as acceptor. Gene Ontology annotation, cellular component: cytoplasm. Lineage: Eukaryota; Metazoa; Mollusca; Gastropoda; Aplysiida; Aplysiidae. The record is from RefSeq and is a predicted model, not a curated record.
CAGUGGCUUUUUUUUUUAAUUUUCAGUUUAGUCUCGUGCUGUAUCGUGGUGAUUUAACAUGGAUGUGUCCGGAAAGGUUUUCUUCAUCACUGGAGGGGCUCAGGGGUUAGGCAAAGCGUAUGCUGAGGCGUUGCUGGCCAAAGGAGCGAAGGUAUUCCUCGGUGAUGUGGACCCCAAAGCUGGAGCUGAAACUUUAGAAGAUUUCCAGAAACGUUUUGGGGAGCAAAAUGUCAAAUUCACAGCUUUUGAUGUAACAGAUCUGGCAAAAUUUGAAG